AUCUCCUUUGACUAAAUAGCUGGAGAUAUCUAACAACCUCUGUUCUCCAUUUUACCAGUGUUCCGAAUGGGAGGGGCUAUCUACAGUCAUCGCAACUGAUUAUAAUUCAAACGCCCCAACAGUUUAAACACACCAACGGAGGAGGUUCAUUUGAUAUCAGAUUACAACUCUUGUUGCUCUGGUUUCUUUGAGAGAGAGAGAGCACUUGAAAGGGGUAGAGCAAUGGCCGGUGGAGGAUUUGUUGAAGAUGGUGGAGCAAGGGCUCAUCUCUAUGAGUACAGGAUCACUGGGUAUUUCAUCUUUGCUUGCAUUGUUGCUGCUCUUGGAGGAUCUCUUUUUGGCUAUGAUCUUGGUGUCUCUGGUGGGGUGACCUCCAUGGAUGAUUUCUUGAAGGAAUUCUUCCCCAAAGUGUAUCGAAGGAAACAAGCACAUCUCAAAGAAACAGAUUACUGUAAAUAUGACAAUCAGGUCCUAACUCUCUUUACAUCCUCUCUAUACUUGGCGGCUCUUUUCUCCACUUUUGGGGCUUCAUAUGUAACCAGAAAUAAAGGCAGGAGAGCUAGCAUCAUUUGUGGAUCCAUCAGUUUCUUUGCAGGAGCAAUCCUUAAUGCUUUUGCUCAGAAUAUCGCGAUGCUCAUCAUUGGGCGAAUGCUCCUUGGCGUUGGCAUUGGAUUUGGCAACCAAGCAGUUCCUUUGUAUCUUUCAGAAAUGGCACCUGCAAAGGUCAGAGGAGCGGUUAAUCAGCUGUUUCAACUUACAACCUGUUUGGGGAUCUUCAUAGCCAACUUCAUAAACUAUGGUGCCGACAAGAUUCAUCCAUGGGGAUGGAGAUUAUCCCUUGGUUUAGCCACAGUUCCAGCAACUCUUAUGUUUGUUGGUGGACUUUUUCUUCCAGAGACACCCAACAGUCUAGUAGAACAAGGCAGAUUAGACGAAGGAAGGAAAGUGUUGGAGAAAGUUAGAGGUACCACAAAAGUUGAUGCAGAAUUUGCUGAUCUUAUUGAGGCAAGCAAAGCAGCACAAGCCAUAAAGCACCCAUUCAGGAACCUGUUUGCACGGAAGAACCGUCCCCAGUUGGUAAUUGGAGGUUUGAUCCCAGCAUUCCAACAGCUCACUGGCAUGAACUCGAUUCUGUUCUAUGCCCCGGUCAUAUUUCAGAGCUUGGGCUUCGGUUCAGGGGCAUCUCUGUAUUCAUCCACCAUAACAAGUGGAACGCUUGUUUUGGCUACCUUCGUCUCAAUGGGUCUUGUUGACAAGUUAGGAAGAAGACUGCUCUUUCUGGAAGCUGGUUUUGAAAUGAUUGUCUGCAUGGUGAUAGUGGCCAUAACUCUGGCUGUGAACUUUGGCAAAGGAGAAUCACUCUCAAAAGGAAUUGGUGUCUUACUUGUUAUUGUAAUCUGCUUCUUCGUUUUCGCUUAUGGAAGGUCUUGGGGACCUCUGGGAUGGCUAGUUCCAAGUGAAAUCUUCCCUUUAGAAACAAGAUCAGCUGGCCAAAGCAUGGUGGUCUGCAACAACAUGAUCUUCACAGCCCUCAUUGCGCAGUGCUUCCUCGCGUCUCUCUGUCACCUCAAAUAUGGCAUUUUCUUGCUUUUCGCAGCCUUAAUUGUGAUCAUGAGCACCUUCAUCGCUUGCCUCUUGCCUGAAACGAAGCAGGUCCCGAUCGAGGAGAUACAUUUGCUGUGGCAGAAGCACUGGUACUGGAAGAGAUUCUGCGAGCCUGAGGAAAACGGACACGAAUUGGAUGGGAAAUCCGGGCAGAAUGACUAGGAUUUAACACAAAACAGAAAGGGAACAAUAUGAACUUGUAUUUUGAUUCUUGCUUAUUAUAGAAUAUAACAUGGAAAUUCUUAAUCCCAAAGGGGGGGAUAUUUUUAUUCUAGUUUUAUGAAUUAUGGAAUUCAUAUCUACUCAGUUCUUAAGUAACAACAAUUAAAUAUCUGCCAGUAAUCUACUAGUUUUAUUGCCUGACAAUGUUUGGAGGCUAAUGACACUACCAUGGUAAGAAAAGGAUAAU
Messenger RNA from Ilex paraguariensis (yerba mate), 2014 nucleotides. The record is from the annotation of a GenBank genome assembly. NCBI's taxonomy places the organism in Eukaryota, Viridiplantae, Streptophyta, Magnoliopsida, Aquifoliales, Aquifoliaceae.